UCGAGACGAAAGUCGAAAGCACAGCGGUUUCUUUCGUCGACGAAGUUCGGUUAUUCGUUCCAUUUCUUCGUCUUCUUCAGGUUGAUUUGCUCGACUCUCACAAUUCGGGAUCUCACAGACAAAGAUGAGCGCGCACAACUCCAAGUAUUUUUCCACCACCAAAAAGGGUGAAAUCCCCGAGCUCAAAGAGGAGCUUAAUUCUCAGUACAAGGCAUUUCUCUAUCUGUCUUUCACUGUACCCCGUUUUUGCUUCAAAUUUGUAUUGCUUAUUCAAUGUCUCGGUGUUUUUUGUUCAGCAUUCUGUCUAGCUUUUCGGUUUGUGAUCCGUGAUCUAUAUGAAUUCAGUUGAUUGAUAGUUCAGAAGGAAACGGCUGAAACGCCAGCGAAGGAGGGAGAAGUGGUGCACGCCCACGUGUUUUGGAUUUGGAAUGCAAGGUGUGUCUGCUAUCUUGCUUAGGAGAAGGAUUAAGUGGAUGUAAAGCCACGGUUUGGCUAAACAGUGAGUUAAGGAUUGGGAUUUGAAAACCAAAACGCAGAAAGGAAAGAGGAAAAAUAAAACCCAUGUGAACAGUGAGUUCAUGUGUGAAUUUGUGGAGUUUUACGCGUUCUUUUGGCAGAUUGAAGCAAGAGGGAUGUUUAGAAGGUUGAAGGCUAUGUCCUCGUGAGUUCAAUUUGAGGAAAAGCGCGACAUCGAGCCAAGUUGGGAAGCAAAAUGAAAGGAUUCGUGGGAAUGAGGUCUACAUUUUUAUAGAAGAAAUCGAUAAAAGAUAAUGAAUGUAGCCAAAGAAUCAAGUUCGAGGACAUGAUGGGUGUUUUGGAAAAGUUCUAGAAAAACGCAGGGUGGCCAAGAAGAAGACAACUGCAGACACGUGGCCGAGGGAGUGAGCACGUGGAGGAUCCUGGAUAAAAGAAAAGAUGCUGUUAAAAAGGUCAUUGCUGCAAUGACGGUUGGGAAGGAUGUAUCAUCACUUUUCACAGACGUGGUAAACUGCAUGCAGACUGAAAAUUUGGAGCUGAAAAAGCUGGUUUACUUGUAUCUAAUUAAUUAUGCCAAAAGCCAGCCUGAUCUAGCCAUUCUAGCAGUGAACACAUUUGUUAAAGAUUCACAAGAUCCGAAUCCUUUAAUUCGUGCGUUGGCCGUAAGGACAAUGGGAUGCAUUCGUGUGGAUAAAAUUACAGAAUACUUGUGUGAUCCUCUUCAGAGAUGCCUUAAGGAUGAUGACCCUUAUGUCCGCAAGACAGCUGCCAUUUGUGUUGCCAAACUUUUUGAUAUAAAUGCUGAGUUAGUUGAGGACAGAGGUUUUUUGGAAUCUCUCAAAGACUUAAUAUCAGAUAACAAUCCAAUGGUUGUUGCAAAUGCCGUGGCUGCUCUUGCUGAGAUACAGGAGAAUAGUAGCAGAUCCAUCUUUGAGAUCACAAGUCACACACUGUCAAAACUUCUCACAGCUUUGAAUGAGUGUACUGAGUGGGGUCAAGUUUUUAUACUGGACGCACUUUCUAGAUUCAAAGCAGAGGAUUGUCGUGAAGCAGAAAAUAUAAUAGAGAGAGUUACUCCACGGCUACAACAUGCUAACUGUGCUGUUGUUCUGUCAGCUGUGAAGAUGAUUCUUCAACAAAUGGAACUGAUCAGUAGCGCUGAUGUAGUUCGAAAUCUUUGCAAAAAGAUGGCUCCUCCUCUUGUUACUUUGCUUUCGGCGGAACCUGAGAUACAAUAUGUUGCAUUGCGAAAUAUCAACCUUAUAGUACAGAAACGUCCUACUAUUCUUGCACAUGAAAUUAAGGUUUUCUUCUGUAAAUACAACGAUCCAAUCUAUGUAAAGAUGGAGAAGUUAGAGAUCUUGAUUAAGCUUGCAUCUGAACGGAAUAUAGACCAGGUUCUGCUGGAGUUCAAGGAGUAUGCCACUGAAGUAGAUGUAGAUUUUGUAAGAAAAGCUGUCCGUGCCAUUGGUAGGUGUGCAAUCAAGCUAGAGAGAGCUGCUGAACGAUGCAUAAGUGUGUUGCUCGAGCUGAUCAAAAUUAAAGUCAACCACGUGGUUCAAGAGGCUAUUAUAAUUAUCAAGGAUAUUUUUAGGAGAUAUCCUAACACUUAUGAGUCCAUCAUUGCAACACUCUGUGAAAGCUUAGACACGUUGGAUGAGCCAGAAGCCAAGGCAUCAAUGAUAUGGAUUAUUGGAGAGUAUGCGGAGAGAAUUGACAAUGCAGAUGAACUUCUUGAAAGCUUCUUGGAGAAUUUCCCUGAGGAACCUGCACAAGUCCAGCUUCAAUUGCUGACUGCAACUGUCAAACUUUUUCUUAAGAAGCCAACCGAGGGACCACAGCAGAUGAUUCAGGUUGUUUUGAACAAUGCUACUGUGGAGACGGACAAUCCUGAUCUGCGGGACCGCGCAUAUAUCUAUUGGCGACUCCUAUCAACUGAUCCAGAGGCAGCGAAGGAUGUCGUUCUUUCCGAGAAGCCUGUGAUUGGCGAUGAUUCAAAUCUGCUUGAUUCCUCGCUCCUAGAUGAGCUCCUUGCCAAUGUUGCCACUUUAUCGUCUGUAUAUCACAAGCCCCCUGAAGCAUUUGUUACCCGUACGAAGAUUGCUCAGAGAACAGAUGAAGAAGAUUUUCCUGAAGGCAGUGACACAGGGUAUUCAGAAUCUCCUGCCCACGCUGGUGGUGCAUUGCCUCCAACUACCUCAGAUGCACCUAAUUCAGUACCAAAGAGACUGGCCCUUGGCUUAGUUGCUCCUCCACCUCCAGUUUCAGUUCCGGAUUUACUUGGUGACCUGAUUGGAUUGGAUAAUAGUGCUAUUGUCCCUUUUGAUCAGCCUGCUGCUUCUGCUGACCCUCCAUUGCCUAUCCUGCUCCCAGCAUCAGCUGGUCAAGGCUUACAAAUUAGUGCCCAGCUCACACGAUUGGACGGUCAAGUAUUUUACAGUUUAUUGUUCGAGAACAAUACACAGAUUACAUUGGAUGGAUUCAUGAUCCAGUUUAACAAGAAUACGUUUGGCCUCGCCCCUGCAGGACCUUUACAGGUUCCAUCGAUGCAGCCUGGGUCAAUUGUUAGUACUCUCCUGCCUAUGGUAGUGUUCCAAAAUAUGUCUCAAGGUCCCCCAAGUUCACUUUUGCAGGUAGCCGUGAAGAACAAUCAGCAGCCAGUGUGGUACUUCAACGAUAAAAUCUCAAUACACGUUUUCUUCACCGAUGACGGGAGGAUGGAACGUGCAAACUUUCUUGAGACUUGGAGGUCCCUCCCAGAUUCAAAUGAAGUUUCCAAGGAUUUCCCUGCCAUUGUUCUAACCAAUAUGGAGGCUGCUCUGGAACGACUGGCUGCUACAAACAUGUUCUUCAUUGCUAAAAGGAAACACACAAACCAAGACGUUUUCUAUUUCUCUACCAAAAUUCCCAGAGGAAUCCCUUUCUUGAUCGAAUUGACUGCGCUUAUCGGAACCCCGGGACUGAAAUGCGCCAUCAAAACCCCGAACAUUGACAUGGCACCACUCCUUUUUGAUGCCUUGGAGACCCUUCUCAAGGAAUGAUUUAUAAGCUCUGCUUUACUUGUUCUUCUUUUCCUUCCCCUGAUUUUUUGUUAGUAUUAGCAAAUUCAUGCUGCUGGGUAUGUCUGCCUUGCCUCUUUUAUAUCUACUUUUCCCUCUUGAACUUCCAUUGAGUUCAAGCUUUGCCUUA
Cucurbita moschata (crookneck pumpkin) is the source of this 3666-nucleotide messenger RNA. Its product is annotated as beta-adaptin-like protein B. Gene Ontology annotation, molecular function: clathrin binding. NCBI's taxonomy places the organism in Eukaryota, Viridiplantae, Streptophyta, Magnoliopsida, Cucurbitales, Cucurbitaceae. Gene Ontology annotation, biological process: vesicle-mediated transport; intracellular protein transport. The record is from RefSeq and is a predicted model, not a curated record. Gene Ontology annotation, cellular component: membrane coat; clathrin adaptor complex. Bases 942 to 3518 code for a protein of 858 amino acids. The transcript has 17 exons.